UCCCCAAAUUACACCGCAUAACUCCAUAGCCACUCCUCUUUUUCUUAUCAUCCCCACGCCAAAAACAGUCCAAAAUCAAACGCAGAGCCUAGAAUCCUCCGCACACAUUUCAUUCCUCCUCUCUGUCAAUUCUCUCACUACCCCUAUGCUCCAUGGCGUUUCAAGCCGUCCUAAUCUCACCCCCAUCAAAACCCAACUACACCAUCCUCCAAUGAACCUUACAUGCCUCUCAUCCCCUCUCCUCUCCUUCCCCUUCUCCUCCCUCAGGCCCAAGCGUCUCCAUUCCUUCAGGCCUCUCUCUUCUCUUAGAGAGACCAAGAAACCCACCUUGAGAAAAGCCUCAAAUGUCCCUCAGAAUCUUAAGUUUGGGAACAAGAAGGCAGGAGGAGGAGGAGAGGUAGGAGGUGAAGAAGAGUCGUCUGGUGGGGAAUUAGGAGGAGAUACGGCGUUGAAGGGGACUGUUCUUGCUGGGCUUCUUCUGCUUGGAGUUGUCGGUGGGUUUGGAGCAGUUGGGUAUAUUUAUAAGGAUCAGGUCAAUGCUUUCCUCACUCAGUUCUCAGGUUUCAUUGAGGGUUAUGGUCCUGCUGGAUAUGCUUUAUUUGUUGCUGUAUAUGCUGGUUUGGAGUUGGCUGGGGAUGCUUCCAGGGACAUGGGCAUAUGUGAGUGCAGGUGCAUUUGGACGAGCUAUCAUCCAAGAAGAAUCCGAGGUGGGAUUACAUGGAGGAAAUGGUCAACUAUUGACCUUAGGCCUUGGCCUAUUAGCUACAGCCUUGGCAGCAGCUUAUGUGACGCGGCUUGCAAAGGAUGCUGUGAAAGAUAUCGACUAGAACCCACUUCCUUUGUGCAAGUAUCCGGCACAAGCAUCAUGCCCAUGAUACAGAAUGUAACUUUAAAGGGCUAGGGCAUUAUUUUCAAUAAAGAUGACUUGUGCUUUGCCUGUUGAAGACAUUUUUAGAAUUUUGCGAGAGCGCUAUAUUGAAGUCCUGAUAUUGACUUUAGAACAGUGUAAUUGCUGCAAGUGUUACUCAUCUCAAGGCCAGAAUCAAGAAGUGAGAAAAUUUGAGAAAAUUUAGGGGGAAGUGCACUGAUUCUAGCCACAAAUUUAUUUUUUCACUUUCAGUUUAUAAUGUAAAAUGACUUUUUGCGUUAUUGAAAUGGGAUAAAUGAGUGCGACGAUAUCUUUUUAAGUGCAAAUAAAUGUUUAGCCAACUUUUUCAUGCUUUA
Messenger RNA from Asparagus officinalis (garden asparagus), 1224 nucleotides. RefSeq lists its product as uncharacterized. The record is from RefSeq and is a predicted model, not a curated record. The transcript is spliced from 6 exons. The coding region runs from base 146 to 901 and encodes 251 amino acids. Lineage: Eukaryota; Viridiplantae; Streptophyta; Magnoliopsida; Asparagales; Asparagaceae.